Messenger RNA from Moesziomyces antarcticus, 1590 nucleotides. RefSeq names its product pre-rRNA processing and 40S ribosomal subunit synthesis; Enp1p. Gene Ontology annotation, biological process: rRNA processing. The transcript has a single exon. NCBI's taxonomy places the organism in Eukaryota, Fungi, Basidiomycota, Ustilaginomycetes, Ustilaginales, Ustilaginaceae. Gene Ontology annotation, molecular function: snoRNA binding. Gene Ontology annotation, cellular component: preribosome, small subunit precursor; nucleolus; cytoplasm. The record is from RefSeq and is a predicted model, not a curated record. Bases 1 to 1590 code for a protein of 529 amino acids.
AUGCCCCGCAUUCCCACCGCCAAGCUGGCCAAGAAGGCCGGCGCGCAGCGCCACAACCCACUUCCACAGCAGCUGCAGCAGGACCAGCUCACAAGCAAGUUCGGUCUCGUCUCGGCACCUGGUCGUCGCACCAAGAAAUCUAAGCCUCAGUCCGCUUCAGACGACGAAGAGGACCAGGCGCAGUAUGCCGCGCCCCAGGGUAUGGUCACUGGCGGCAAGGCAGGCGGCAGCCAGCCCGACAAAAAGUACAUCGACCCCAAGCUCUCCAGAAACAUCCUCCGUCUCGCGCGGCAGCAGCAAGAAGAGAUCGAACGCGAGGAGCUGGAGCUUCAGAACCCUUCGGCUACCGCGGCAUCCUCGUCCUCUGCUUCAAAUACCCCCGCUGCCCGUGACGCCCCCCGUGCGUCGGCAUCCGCAGCCAUGCCCGACGACUCGGACGACGACGAGGCCGACCUCAGCGACCUCGGCGAGCUGAGCGACGACGAGGCAGAGAUGGGCGCCAACGGCUGGGCCUCGUACGAUGCCAACCUCGAGAUCGACCCGUCCGACCGCGCGCUUCUCGACAAGUUUGAGGCCGAGCACCGUCUCGAUGACGAGGCCGACGACGACGAUGCACCCGCACCGGGCGCAUUCGGCGGUCGCGGCAACAAGACGCUCGCCGAUCUCAUCAUGGAAAAGAUCGAAGCCGCCGAGGCAGCAGGUGACGGACCGAGCCAGCAGGAGCUCGAGGAGCGACGCAUGCCGCCGGGCAUCAACCCCAAGGUCAUCGAGGUCUACCGCAAGGUCGGCGAGCUCCUCUCAAGGUACAAGUCCGGUCCGCUGCCCAAGGCGUUCAAGAUCGUGCCGUCGCUGCCGGCGUGGGAGUCGAUUCUCUACAUCACCGACCCGGCAUCGUGGACACCGCAUGCGACGCUCGCUGCCGUGCGCAUCUUUGUCUCCACCAUGAAGGCCGACCAGAUGCAGCGCUUCUACGAGCUCGUGCUGCUCGACAAGGUGCGCGACGAGAUUCAGGACGAAGGCAAGGUGUCGUACCAGACCUACGAAGCCAUGAAGAAGGCGAUCUACAAGCCAGCUGCCUUCUUCAAGGGCUUCCUCUUCCCCAUGUGCGAGUCUGGAACGCUUACACUCAAGGAGGCGGCGAUUGUUUCGUCGGUGCUUGCCAAGGUUUCGAUUCCCGUGCUGCACUCGGCUGCUGCGCUGCUGCGACUGGCAGAGAUGGAGUACUCGGGUCCUACGUCGCUCUUCAUCCGUGUAUUGCUCGACAAGAAGUAUGCGUUGCCGUACAAGGUGGUCGACUCGUUGGUCUUCCACUACCUCCGAUUUGCAGAGCCCAACUCGGGUGUGGAGCUCGACAAGAUCACGCGCGAGAGGAGGAUGCCCGUGCUGUGGCACCAGAGCAUGCUCGUGUUUGCUCAGAGGUACAAGCAGGACCUUACGCCCGAUCAGAAGUCGGCGCUGCUCGAUUUGCUGCGCGUCCAGAAACACGAAGGCAUCUCGCCCGAAGUCAGGAGAGAAUUGCUCACCGCCACUGCACGAGGAGAGAUGAUGGAGGAACCCGUCGAUGAAGACGACGACAUGAUGUCGAUCUAA